GUCGAGCAGUGCUGGUAGGUCUGAGGGUGCAAGGUGCAGUGCGAGGAGUGAUCAGGGCUUUGAGAUCAACACAUAACUGCUUCAAAACUGCUUUCCCAUUAGAUACUUCAUAUUUGGGAAAUGGAAUGUCCACAGAAAGACUGUUUUCAGAGUAAUGCCAACCUUGACAUCAUGAAGGCUGGAAGUGUCCUGAGAAAAGCAACAUCUCGCAUAUGGAAAGGACAACGUCAGUACAAACUGCAGGACGACUGCAAGACUGUCAUGUACAAAUCCAGCUGGACUAUAAGCUCUUAUUCAACCUUUUCUGUAGGGGAUGUGGAGGCAGUACGGGAGGGCCAUCAGUCUGAAGUGUUCCUCAGUAUGCCAGAUGAAUUCCCUCCAGAAUGCUGCUUCACGCUGGUAUUUCGUGGACGCCGUGGGAAUUUAGACCUUGUAGCCUCAUCAGCUGAAGAGGCUCAGGCUUGGAUUCAGGGUAUGCAGAUGCUCAUUGAGAACCUGCAGAACAUGGAUGAAUGUGAAAAACUCGAUCACUGGGUCUCUGAUUUAUUUAUGAGAGCAGACAAAAACAAAGAUGGAAGGAUAAGCUUUAAGGAGGUUCAAAAGCUGCUUAAACUUAUGAACAUAGAUAUGAAUGAACUCCAUGCACAUUCUCUUUUCAUGAUGUCUGAUAUGAGCCAAACAGGCAUGCUGGAUGCGGAAGAAUUUGUCCAUUUCUAUAAGAUGCUUACACAAAGGAAGGAAAUUCUGGAGUUAUUCCAGGAAUACUCUAGUAAUGGACAGGCACUUUCCCACUGUGACUUGGAGGAGUUCCUGAGAGAGGAGCAGCUGGAGGGCGAGACGAGUUAUGAACAUGCGCUUGAGUUGAUCCAGCUAUAUGAACCCUCAGAUACUGCUAAAACCCAACAUAUCAUGUCAGCUGAUGGAUUUCUGAUGUACCUGAUCUCAGCUGAAGGUUCCAUCUUCAACACAGAACAUCAGCGACUUUAUCAAGAUAUGACACAACCUCUCAAUCAUUACUUCAUCUCCUCCUCACACAACACAUACCUUUUAGAUGACCAGCUGAAAGGGAGGAGCAGUGUGGAAGCUUACAUUAAAGCUUUGAAACGAGGCUGUCGCUGUGUGGAGGUAGACUGCUGGGAUGGCCCAAAUGGAGAACCCAUUGUUUAUCAUGGACACACUUUCACUUCCAAGAUUUUGUUUAAAGAUGUUGUCUCCACAGUGGCAAAAUAUGCCUUUGAGGCAUCAGAAUACCCACUCAUUCUGACAAUUGAAAACCACUGCAGCAUUGAACAACAGACAGUCAUGGCUGAGCUCUUAAAGAAUAUCCUUGGUGACAUGCUGCUGAAGACUACAAUAGAUGGGAAGGUGCCCAGUGUACUGCCAUCACCAGAGGAACUUAAGGGGAAAAUUCUGUUAAAAGGAAAGAAGACUGGAGAAUUGGAGGAGUGCUCAGAUGCAGACAAUCUAGAAAGCAGUGAUGUGAGUGAUGAUGAUAAAGCUGUGGACAAGGACAAUCAGGCCACAGAGAGCAGGAAAUCCAAGAAAAACCUAUCCAAGGAGCUUUCAGACCUUGUCAUAUACUGCAAGAAUGUUCAUUUCAACAGCUUUGAGUACUCACGAAACCACAGCAAGCCUUAUGAGAUGUCCUCCUUCUCUGAGUCCAAGGCCCGCAAACUUAUCAAAGAAGCUGGAGCUGACUUUAUUCAGCAUAACAGAAGGCAUCUAAGCAGAGUGUAUCCUAGUGGCCUGAGGACAGACUCUUCAAAUUAUUGCCCCCAUGAAAUGUGGAAUAUGGGAUGCCAAAUUGUGGCAUUGAAUGUCCAAACAGCAGGACUGGAGAUGGAUCUUAAUGACGGGAUGUUCAGUCAGAACAACUGCUGUGGAUACGUUUUGAAACCCGAGAUCUUGCGCAAUAGUGAACAUUUUGACCCAGAGUGGCCCGACAACCGAAAGGAUUACUGUCCUCUUAGCCUCACCAUCCAGGUAAUAAGUGGCCAACAGCUUCCCAAAGUAAGCAAAAAAGAGUGGUCUAUUGUAGACCCGUUGGUAAGGGUGGAGAUCUAUGGAGUACCUCUCGACCAGACCCAGCAGGAGACCAAACACAUUGAGAAUAACGGAUUCAACCCGUACUGGAAUGAAACAUUACAAUUUGUGGUCCAUACACCGGAGCUUGCAAUAGUACGCUUUGUUGUGGAAGACUACGAUAUGGCGUCCAAGAAUGAUUUUAUAGGGCAAUACGCACUCCCUUUCUCCUGCAUUCAACCAGGGUAUCGUCAUAUUCAUCUUUUAUCUAAAGAUGGCACAAGCAUUUGCCCAUCGUCUUUGUUUGUGCAUAUUACAAUUAAAAAGGCAUCUUAGACAUCUGGGGUGGGUGAAAAAUAUCUCCACCCACCAGAAGUCAGUCUUUACUAAAGAAAUCUGUACUCUUGCAUGUACACACAUCAUAUUUUAUAAAUCAUUCUAUAUUAUCUUUUUACCGAGUUUUUAGUUGCCCUGCACAUAAAACAAAAUGUGCAAAGAGCAUAGAAACCAUUGUAGUUAUCGGUCAAGUAAUAAAGAAUGUGCUUUGAGACUAAGAUAUAUAUAUAUAUGUAUGUAUAUACUGAAAAAUUAAGGGAACUGUUAAAUUACACAAUGGAUCUUAAUGAACAAAAUAUAUAAAUUUUUUUAACUCAUUGAGAACAAUAUUUUGUGAUCAUGGUCAAUGGAAACUUUUCGUGUAACUGUUCGUCUACCGGUAUCUCCUUCAUAUUCUUGCAAAUGUGCGUGGAGACAUACCACACCUCCACAUAUGAAUGUGCCUUCCUGGAGGAGCUGGAUUACCUGUGCAUUCUGAAUGUGUUGCCAGCACUGCAUUUUACUACAGGUAUUGACAAAAUCAUAAAAAUACACAAAAUUGUCAGGAAGGUUGAUGCCUCCACUUGCAAAACCAUUCCCUUUUUGGGGACGGUGCAUUUGUUUUCACUUUCAAUGUAGGUGCAAUUGAUACAUAAUCACUUAUGCUGGCAUGUUUUUAUUUUCUUGGCCUACUUGUCCCCUUAGAGGAAAUAGUCUCUGCAAGUCAGUAAAAUGUUCUUCUAUGUUCAUCACCUAGGUGAAACAUUUCUAUCCUAAUAGGAGUAGUCUUUUCCAGGAUGAUCCCACCCUCAUUCACAGGACACAAAGGUUUACUGAAUUGUGUAAGGAGAAUUAAAAUGAUCAUUGUAUGCUGUGACUACAUAGUCACCACAUCUCAGACCAAUUAAACUAUGGAGGAUUUUGGACUGACAUGUUUCCAUUUGCAAAUCUUUUGGAAGAAUGGUGUCUAUCAGUUUAAUGCAAGUCCAUAGACUUGUAGAAGCAAUGUCGGUGUUUAGUGAUGCUGUUCUGAAAGGCUAAUGGGAAAACCCCUUACUAAUACUUUAUGUUGAAACCUAUCUCUCUCUGUCUGCCAUGCCUUGAUGCCUAGUUAAUAAACAUUCCACAAAUGCUCA
Molecule: messenger RNA, 3473 nt
Organism: Tachysurus vachellii
Lineage: Eukaryota; Metazoa; Chordata; Actinopteri; Siluriformes; Bagridae
Gene: plcd4b
Product: phospholipase C, delta 4b
Exons: 17
Coding region: 121-2358 (745 amino acids)
Biological process (GO): lipid metabolic process; intracellular signal transduction
Molecular function (GO): phosphatidylinositol-4,5-bisphosphate phospholipase C activity; calcium ion binding
Source: RefSeq, a predicted model, not a curated record